UAAGAAAGUUCUCUUUCCUAAACUGAGCCCAAUUUUUACCGAACAUUUUAUUCACAUUUUCAACUUUUUACAUCAAAAUCAACAAGUAAAAAUAAAAAAAUUUCAAAACAGUUGGCAGUCCGCAAGGCAAAGUUCUAGUUCGAUAAAUUGAAUUUGUGCACCCAUCUGGCAUCACUGCCGGAAAAGCACAUUUUUCUACAUAUUGGCAACCCGUUUGUGCCAUUUUGAAAUAUAGCUACGAAAUAUAUUUGUGUUAUUUAAAUAUUUGAAGUGAUUAAUAUAGCCAAAUAAUUGUUCUGUUUUUGUAAAAUUAUUUCAAAGUUUCAAAUCGUUAAGUUGGCUUGGAGCUCUAUUUGUCCUGCCACUGUUUUUUUUUUUGUUGUGACUCAACGUUUGCGCAUGCGCCACGAGCUUGAAUUUCCGCGAAUACCUCAAAUAGUUUCCUGGAAUUUCAUCAAAUCAGCAGAAAUGCCGAAAAGAAACGAUCUACGUGGGGUCACGAAGGCAAAGAACCGCCUUCCCAAAAAGAUAAAACACGUGCCGCCAAUAAGUGAGCUGCCCCGAAUUCUUCCCUGGAAGAAGACUGCGCAGAAAAGCGUGUCUGAACCUCUGCUGACCAUGCAGGUUCCCAGGCUCAGCCUGAGCAUGCCCCACAUUGAGGCGCCACAAUUGAACCCGGAUGAUGCCCCGGGAUGCAGUCGUCACCUUUGCGGGGAAUUCAAGGAGAAUAGUUACCCGAAUGGGACUCAGGCUGGGAAAGUCUCGGAUGCCCAUCAGUUGCAUCUGGCCUAUCUGAAACACUGGCGCUCCCGCUGGAAUCUGGCCAUGAGCGACCUCGGCGAUGUUCAGGAAAGUCCGUUAAAUGGACUCCACGAUAUGCUGCCACUGACUUCGAUUGAUGAACUGACGAUGUCGAUGUCGCAGGACCCUGUUUGUUCCACAACUAUUGGAUUCCAUAAGGAGGUCCCAAUGGGCAGCUCCACUCCCACCAAUUUUAUCGCUACCAAUACUCGGGCUUAUUCCGUUGAGAACGUCCUCUCGGGUGGUGAUCCCAUGUGGGGUUCCAGUAGUGGACCCCUGGCCAGCACGGUUGGGGCUCCUCACACAGCGGGUGAAAGUCUCCAAAGCUCUUGGCACAGGGACAACCUGUGCGAUCUUUCCUUGAGCGAGUUCAGGGACCUAGCCGCUUUCGAGGACCCGAAUGCAAUCAGUAGCGAAUUGGAGCGUUUGCGGCACGUGGAGGCGAUCUGCAAGCGUCUCAGGGGCAUCGAAGUGCAGGGGAACACUGGCCUGGUGCAGGAACCCGUUUCCUACGAGGAAAUCUUCGAUGUUUUGGGCAUUCAGGAGAAUAAGGAACAGCAGCAGCAGCAGCAACAGCAGCCUCAGCUACAAGCUAUUGAUUCAGCUUUUGAAUCCAUUUACAUCACGGACGACGAUGAAGGGGCACUCGAAUUCCCUGCUGAUGUUUCCGGCUAUAUGCCUCCUUCAGGAGUGACCAGUUCCGGCAAGGAGAAUGCCAUGACAGAUUGGACCGAUUCCGAAGACGAGGAAAAUUGUCGUCCAGGAAGGCGCAUAACGGUGACAGCGUGUAUAGAGAAUAUUGGUCGCUUCGAGUCCAGCUCGGAAGAUACCCAGUCUGAAGUCGAUGUGGAGGAAGUGUCCCACAACGAAUCCGCCUCUGAUUGGUCAUUGCUAAACGACAAAGAUUCCGACACGGAGACCGACUAGCCAACGAUUUCAUCCAUUGUAAUGUUGAUUUUAAUUUUCUUCAAAAUUAUUAAAUAAAAUUUCGAGUCUGCAGUAAAGAUUUCAGUUUACAAAGGA
Molecule: messenger RNA, 1824 nt
Organism: Drosophila rhopaloa
Lineage: Eukaryota; Metazoa; Arthropoda; Insecta; Diptera; Drosophilidae
Exons: 2
Coding region: 400-1728 (442 amino acids)
Source: RefSeq, a predicted model, not a curated record